AUCUCUAUGUGAUUGGGCCAAGUGUUCCACGUGGCCGCGCUAGAAAACAGGCACGUCUCCUCCUUCUCACCACUUUAUCGGCAGCGUCAAACACGUACCCCGACCGCUGUUUUGCUAAAACCGCGCUCCUCUUCGUUUCCGGUUGCCGGGCCUUAACGUGUGUUCCAAUGUUUCCCGGCUCGCCGAUUGCACGGCCGCACGACCAACUCCUUAACAGCCCGCCAAAGGGAACUCCUCAGUCGACUCCGCUGCACUCCGCCUCCGCCUCCCCGCAGCACCCCAUCAAGUUCCCUUCCGCGUACUCUUUCCCCUUCUGCAACCGUCCCGCCCUCGUCCUAUCCCUCCUGGCUCUGCAGCUCAUCCUCCUCCUCUCCGCUCGGUUACUCCCUGCGCCCCGCCUCCCCCGACCCAACCUUCACCGCUUCGGCUACGGCUCGUGCUCCUCCUCCGGAUAUAUCUACGUCUACGAUCUUCCUCCUGUGUUUAAUUCGGAUAUCCUCGCCGAAUGCCACCACCUCAAUCCAUGGCACUCCCGAUGCGCCGCGCUUUCCAAUUCCGGGUUUGGCCCUCGCGCCGACGACCUCGCCGGUGUGGUUCCGUCCACCUUGCUCCCGUCGUGGUACUCCACCGACCAAUUCACCGCCGAGGUCAUUUUCCACCGCCGAAUCCUCGGUCACCGCUGCCGCACGACCGAUCCAUCCGUCGCGACUGCCUUCUACGUCCCCUUCUACGCCGGACUCGCCAUCGCCAAGCACCUGUGGUCCCCCGGCUCCAGCUCGCAAGACAGAGACAACGACGGUGCCCUCCUCCUCCGGUGGAUCAAGGACCAACUUCCGUGGCAGCGAUCUGGCGGCUGGGAUCACUUCAUCGUGCUGGGACGGAUCACGUGGGACUUCCGGCGGUCAAGGGAGGGCGACUGGGGCGGCAGCUUCCUCUACAUGCCCGGGAUGGAGAACGUCACCCGACUCCUCAUCGAGCGCAACCCGUGGGACAGCAAGGACGUCGGAAUCCCCUACCCCACCCGCUUCCACCCCCGGACCGCCGGCGACGUCCGCGAGUGGCAGCGGUUCGUGCUGAGCCGGAAUCGGUCGACUCUGUUCGGGUUCGCGGGGGCGUUGCGGGCUGCGAUCAAGGACGACUUCCGGGGUCUGCUUAUGCGCGAGUGCACGCGCGCGGGAAGCGGGCAGUGCCGCCACGUGGACUGCGGGAGCGGCCGGUGCGGCAACCGCAGCGCCGAGACCAUGGGCCUCUUCCUAGACUCCGUCUUCUGCCUGCAGCCACGCGGCGACAGCUUCACGCGGCGAUCGAUGUUCGACUGCAUGUUGGCGGGCGCCGUGCCGGUGCUCUUUUGGCGGCGCAGCGCCUAUGUGCAGUACGGGUGGUACCUCCCGCCGGAGGGGGAGUGGUCGGUGUUCAUCGACCGGAGGGAAGUGAGGAGCGGAGCGGCGCGGGUGAGGGAGGUGUUGGAGGGGAUAGGAGAGGAGCGAGCGCGCCGGAUGAGGGAGAGGGUGGUGGAGAUGAUACCGAGGCUGGUCUAUGCGGCGGCUGAGGAGGGGCUGGGGGACGGCAUGCAGGACGCUUUCGACGUGGCCGUCGAUGGCGUGCUCCGGGGGUUCCGGGAGCAGCGGCGCUGCCGCCGGCUGGGGAGGGAGGAGGAUGGGGGAGUGUAGAUACAAAAUCGAUAAUACGAAUUAUUAACUACAGACGGCAACAUGCUCCAUUGAUUGAGGUUUGGAUCAAGAUUUGCACCUUCAAUUUUAUGAGAUCGACCAAGAAACCUGGGGUUCAAUACCAACAUCAGCGAAGAAGAACCGUUUAUGGUUAAUUUGUUGAAUAAUAAUUUGUUGUAAAAUGGCAUACGAAUUUUCAGCAUAUGGCUUCAGUUGCCGAGUAUAGUCCUAUUAUCAUUGUUAUUAUUUAUUUUA
Molecule: messenger RNA, 1925 nt
Organism: Zingiber officinale
Lineage: Eukaryota; Viridiplantae; Streptophyta; Magnoliopsida; Zingiberales; Zingiberaceae
Product: xyloglucan galactosyltransferase XLT2-like
Exons: 1
Coding region: 168-1670 (500 amino acids)
Biological process (GO): xyloglucan biosynthetic process
Molecular function (GO): galactosyltransferase activity
Source: RefSeq, a predicted model, not a curated record